This is a messenger RNA of Limulus polyphemus (Atlantic horseshoe crab), 2823 nucleotides long. Its product is annotated as 5-hydroxytryptamine receptor 2C-like. Gene Ontology annotation, cellular component: dendrite; membrane. Gene Ontology annotation, molecular function: serotonin binding; G protein-coupled serotonin receptor activity; neurotransmitter receptor activity. The transcript has 2 exons. Gene Ontology annotation, biological process: G protein-coupled receptor signaling pathway, coupled to cyclic nucleotide second messenger; chemical synaptic transmission; serotonin receptor signaling pathway. NCBI's taxonomy places the organism in Eukaryota, Metazoa, Arthropoda, Merostomata, Xiphosura, Limulidae. The record is from RefSeq and is a predicted model, not a curated record. The coding region runs from base 362 to 1855 and encodes 497 amino acids.
AGUGUAUCCAUAAACCAAACGCCUUUAUGUCUGAAAAAAUUGUUUCUACGUCUAUGUUUACCAACUUUUACAGCAAAUGAAAAAAUAAAAAACAACACUAAACGUUUUCCUCUAAAUUAUGAGGUUUUAUUUAACGUAAAAGAAAUCAGAAGAAUUUAUCAGGGAGUUCAAUCUUCAGUUCUCACUUUGAUGACUGUGCAACGUGACGAAGAGAGAACGUGUUCGAUUUUUCAAGUUUAAAAGAAAACAAUUCCGGUCUAUCUCCAACCAAACAUGCUUAUAUGUAUCUACUGUUGGUUUAUACAAGGGAUAAUCUUAUGAGAUUUGUUUAGGAUAACCUAAAUAGUACUUCAAUAAGCUCAUGAACGGAAGCGGUAUAUUUCUUGAUUUCAGCCACGGUACUGGUGAACUGAGCAAUAUUGUGUGGUUUAGGAAAACGAAAAAUAACAUGAUUUCCACGGAUUCGAACGUUACUGUAGAAUUGACAACACCAAGUGCUUCUGAUAAGAUUUCAUUAAUAGGAGAAGUGAACUCGACAGAUAAUUAUGACAAUAGAAACAUAACUUUCUUCAUGCUUACAAGUACAAUAGUCACUAAUACUUCAUCAACUGAAGUUGAAUCAUUUUAUAACCAAGACUUAUCUUCUGGAUACAAAUGGUUAAGCCUACUUCUUCUGGUUUUUGUUAUAUGCGGAGGACUGGGAAACGUGCUGGUGUGUCUCGCAAUAUGCCGAGAACGUCAACUCCAAAAUAUCACCAAUUAUUUCUUAUUGUCGCUCGCCGUGGCUGACCUGUUAGUCUGUAUAGUAGUGAUGCCUUUCGGAAUCGUGGAUGAGUUUUUUGGUUACUGGCCUUUUGGAUCGUUGGCUUGUAAUGUCUGGGUGACGUGUGACGUCCUCGGUUGUACUUCCUCCAUCAUCCACAUGUGUUUUAUCUCACUUGGCCGCUACUUGGGAAUUCGAAACCCUCUUAAAGCUCGCAGAAGCUCCAAAAAGAUGGUUACCAUGAAAAUUGCUGUCGUAUGGUUGGUUGCCAUGACAAUAACAAGUCCGAUUACGGUUCUAGGGAACAUUGACGCUAAAAACAUACAACCAACAAGUCACAUGUGUGCUAUAAAUAAUCGUUUUUUCUUUUUCUUCGGCUCGUUAUCUGCCUUCUACAUCCCCAUGUUUGUGAUGGUGACAUCUUAUAUUCUGACAGUUCGUCUAUUACGACAAAAGGCCAAAUUUUGUGCAGAAAAGACCAGUCGAAGAGUACCCUUCACAAGACGGUCCCGGAAGCAAUCCUUGCAACAAAACUCCAAUAAUUCCCUUGGUGUGAACAUGGAGGAGAAAAUCCACAAGUGCGACAAAUGUGACGCUAACCAACAUCACACUAAAAGCAGUGAAACCUCAUUCUUCGAUGAUCCUUGUACAAAUACACAAAUUAAUAAUUUCGAUUGUGAUCGUUCUUUAAGAAAAGAACCUCACAUAAAGUUUAAAGUAAUAGGGGGUAUGAUCUGUGCUCUAGGUACCAGUUCUCAUGUGAUGAAUGAACAAAAGGCGACCAAAGUUCUUGGAAUUGUUUUCUUCUGCUUCACAAUUUGCUGGACACCCUUCUUCAUGAUUAAUAUCCUGUUUCCGAUUGUGGGGCCAUCAACAUUUCCAGACUACCUCAUAACAACUUUCUUGUGGCUGGGCUAUGUUUCAUCCACAAUCAAUCCCAUUAUUUAUACCAUCUUCAACAAAACAUUCAGAAGAGCCUUUUCCAGACUCUUGUCGUGCUCGUGUUGUUCAAGCAGAAUUAAGUCUCCGACCAUCAACGAGAUGGCCUCAUUGCCGGAAAAAUCAAAACCUUUUGUUGUCAAAUGUCACUAGCCCCUUCCCAAUCAAAACCUUUUGUUGUUAAAUAUGACUAGCCCCUUCCCAAUCAAAACCUUUUGUUGUUAAAUGUCACUAUUCCCUUCCCAAUCAAAAUCUUUUGUUGUUAAAUAUGACUAGCCCCUUUCCAAUCAAAACCGUUUGUUGUUGAAUAUGACUAGCCCCUUCCCAAUCAAAACAUUUUGUUGUUAAAUGUCACUAUUCCCUUCCCAAUCAAAACCGUUUGUUGUUGAAUAUGACUAGCCUCUUCUCAAUCAAAACCUUUUGUUGUUAAAUGUCACUAGCCCCUUCCCAAUCAAAACCUUUUGUUGUUAAAUAUGACUAGCCCCUUCCCAAUCAAAACAUUUUGUUGUUAAAUAUGACUAGCCCCUUCCGAAUCAAAAACCGUUUGUUGUUAAAUGUCACUACUCCCUUCCCAAUCAAAACCUUUUGUUGUUAAAUGUCACUACUCCCUUCCCAAUUAAAACCUUUUGUUGUUAAAUAUGACUAGCCCCUUCCCAAUCAAAACCUUUUGUUGUCAAAUGUCACUAGCCCCUUCCAAAUCGCUCAGAAUCAUAAUGUUCAAUGUGACAAAAAACUAUUUGCAUUUCCCAGUUACAUUGAGCAAAAUAUUGAUAGAAUGUUCCUCACAGCUCAAUAACUCAAUUUAUUUUCCUUUUCCUAAUAAAAAAAACUUAACUUGUUGAGUACUCAUCUUCCAGUCACACAAAUCAAAGUGUUCAGCUUGAUCGGAACUUUUUCAUUUCGUCUAAUCAGAGAACUACAAUGUCAAAUGUUAGAAAAGUGAUCUUUCUCUCUCAGUUCCAUAAAACCAAUGUCAAUGUCAAAUAAAGUUUGUCUUCCCAUAAUCCUAUAAAAUAAAUAUGUUGAUGUUGACAAAAAUCAUCUUAAUCAAAAGGAUAUAAUGAGUUCUACAGGGACAGAUAAAAACUCACCUCAUAAUAUCACACCAUCUGUGUAUUGAC